Molecule: messenger RNA, 417 nt
Organism: Mustela lutreola (European mink)
Lineage: Eukaryota; Metazoa; Chordata; Mammalia; Carnivora; Mustelidae
Product: protein S100-A10-like
Exons: 1
Coding region: 69-371 (100 amino acids)
Cellular component (GO): cytoplasm
Source: RefSeq, a predicted model, not a curated record
CCGCACGUCCCAGCCAGGCAUUCAUCCCUGCUGUGCCUUGGGCCAAGGUUCCAACAGACCUCACCAAAAUGCCGUCUCAAAUGGAACAUGCCAUGGAAACCAUGAUGUUCACGUUUCGCAAGUUUGCUGGUGAUAAAGGCUACUUAACAAAGGAGGACCUGCGAGUACUCAUGGAAAAGGAGUUCCCUGGAUUUUUGGAAAAUCAGAAAGACCCUCUGGCCGUGGACAAAAUAAUGAAGGACCUCGACCAGUGCCGAGAUGGCAAAGUGGGCUUCCAGAGCUUCUUCUCACUAAUUGUAGGGCUCACCAUUGCAUGCAAUGACUUUUUUGUAGUACACAUGAAGCAGAAGGAAAGAAAUAGGCGAUUUUGAGCACCAUUCCUGCCCAAUGAGAGUUCUGAAGGGUCUCUUAAGGAAU